AGAGAGAGAGAGAGAAAGAGAGAGAGAGAGGAUGCGACGCAAAUAUACAGGGAUCGAGGGCAAAUGAGAGCUAAUUGGCUAGUAUAGUAUACAUCUUGACUCGAUAUAUUUUUUUAUAGUGAUAUAUGUUUCCUUCCAUGAUGCAGAAAAUAUAUUUUGUUUACCAUACAUCCAUGUAGCUCUCUCGCCCCACACCCUCACACUAUUCUACUACGGUACACCCUCCCUCUUCCACUGCACAUAGAUGUAAUGUUGGUAUCAGCGUUUUUUCCAAUAACCGAUGUCUGUGUGCAUCCCGCCUCCCUGCGCUCUCAAAUAGAUGGUGCAAGUCAAAAUGUCCAAAUCGUCCGCAGACCCACUGCCUGGUGUCGAAACAGGCUCACAGUCUCACAAUUUUCAGCUGCCCAGGAAGUUGCCUAAGAGGAAAAGUCGGUUCAAACGUUCGGAUGGCAGCACGUCCUCAGACACCACCUCCAGCUUCAUCAAAAGACAGGGGUCGGCUGAUUCGUACACCAGUAGACCGUCGGAUUCCGACCUGUCAGCAGAGGAGGACCGCGAGGCGUAUCGGCGUGAAGCCGAGCGCCAGGCCCAGCUCCAGCUCGACAGAGCUAAGUCUAAACCUGUAGCGUUUGCGGUGAAGACCAACGUGGCUUUCUGUGGGGCUCUGGAUGAGGACUGUCCCGUUCAAGGAGCUGCAAUCAACUUCGAAGCCAAAGACUUCCUGCACAUCAAGGAGAAGUACAACAAUGAUUGGUGGAUUGGUCGUCUGGUGAAGGAGGGGGCGGACAUUACCUUCAUCCCCAGCCCUUUACGCCUGGAGGCUAUGAGACUCAAACACGAGCAAAGGAAAAGAAGGGGGAACUCUUCCUCCAGUCUGGGUGACAUGGUGUCUGGGAGCUGGAGGACAACGCCGCCAUCUGGUGACAAACCGAAGCAAAAGCAGGAACACAUUCCUCCAUAUGACGUGGUCCCGUCUAUGCGGCCGGUGGUCUUAGUGGGGCCGUCACUGAAGGGGUAUGAGGUGACAGAUAUGAUGCAGAAAGCUCUGUUUGACUUCCUGAAACACAGGUUCGACGGACGAAUCUCCAUCACACGCGUUACGGCAGACCUUUCUCUUGCCAAGAGAUCUGUGCUCAACAAGAGGCCCAUCAUGGAGAGAUCCAAUGCUCGCUCCAGCCUGGCCGAGGUCCAGAGUGAGAUAGAGAGGAUAUUUGAGCUGGCCAAAACCCUCCAGCUGGUGGUUCUGGAUGCAGACACCAUCAACCACCCAGCCCAGCUAGCCAAGACUUCCCUGGCCCCUAUCAUCGUCUACGUCAAAGUGUCCUCGCCAAAGGUGCUCCAGAGGCUGAUCAAGUCCCGGGGGAAGUCUCAGAGCAAACACCUGAACGUGCAGAUGAUGGCCGGGGACAAACUGUCUCAAUGCCCCCCUGAGAUGUUUGAUGUCAUUUUGGAUGAGAACCAAUUGGAGGAUGCGUGUGAGCACUUGGCUGAAUACCUAGAGAUCUACUGGCGCGCCACUCAUCUUCCCGACACCACCCCCAUCAACCCGCUAUUAGAGCAGAACCUCAUGACCCCGCCCUCAGCCAACUCUAGCCUACAGACCCAGAAUAAGAACCAGCCCCCAGCGCAGCACAGCAGUGUGGGGGUGGAAGGUGAGGAGGUGGAGGCCCACUCCCCUCUGGAGCAGGACAGCCUGAUGCCGUCUGAAGAAGGCUGCGACUCCCUGUCCCGCGGCCUCCUUGGGGGCCCACACCUCCGGGGGGACGAGGAGGACGAGGAGCUGGUGGAGGAAUUAGAAGAGGAACUAGAUGAGGAGGAUGAGUUUGAGUCCCCUUGCCACGCCCAAACUUACAGGGACAGGUACCCCCCUCACCGUGGUCACCGCGGUGGCGUCCACAGCACCAACGGGCAUGAAUCACAGGACAGGCUGCUCCAGCGCGAUGCCCAGCAGGGGCACAACCAGCGCAACAACUGCCAACGCAGCCGCCCCUGGCCCCGAGACAACUACUGACAUUUCUAACGUACCCUUGAACCGAGACAACUACUGACAUCUCUAGCGCACCCCUGGCCCCAAGACAACUACUGACAUCUCUAAUGUACCCCUGGCCCCAAGACAACUACUGAUAUUUCUAAUGUACCCCUGGCCCCGAGACAACUACUGACAUUUCUAGCGUACCCCUGGCCCCAAGACAACUACUGACAUCUCUAAUGUACCUCUGGCCCCGAGACAACUACUCACAUCUCUAACGUACCCCUGGCCCCAAGACAACUACUGACAUCUCUAGCGUACCCCUGGCCCCAAGACAACUACUGACAUCUCUAACGUACCCCUGGCCCCAAGACAACUACUGACAUCUCUAGCGUACCCCUGGCCCCAAGACAACUACUGACAUCUCUAGCGUACCCCUGGCCCCAAGACAACUACUGACAUCUCUAACGUACCCCUGGCCCAAAGACAACUACUGACAUCUCUAACGUACCCCUGACCCCAAGACAACUAGCUAUACCCAAACUACAACUUUUGGCCACAAGACACCCACUUGUACACAAUAAGUGUGCUCCUUGUCCCCAACCACUCACCCCAACUAUGGAAACAAUGUAGUACCAAUUGUCCCCAUAACAAUUACUGACUGCUGUGCACAUUACCACCUUCUACAAUCACACACUUCCAGGCUUACGGUUUUACUCAUUCUGAUUAGCUGGGGUCAUGUUAAUCAGAUAAAAGGCUAUACGUCAACAGGGCUACUCACCUCCACAAUAGCAAGCUAUAACUACUGGCUGUAGGUCAAGUCAAAUUUUAAGAUUCUUUGCAUAAGGUUUCUCUAUUGUAGAAUGACACAUUUACUGGCCUUAAAUCCCUAAGACGUUUAUGUAUCUUUAUUAUUGCAUGUAUGAUUAUUUUAGGACUAUUUGCACAUUAUGGUCAGAACAGGAACCAUAGGCUCUUUCUGGAUAAACAAAAGUAGGAAUGUCUACAUUUUACUUAUCUGCUAUGGGAAAUAGUAAUGCAUCCGAAUAUAUAUUGUACAUAUUGAAUGGGCACCUGGUUAUAAUCAACUUGGUCUCAGAGCAUUUAGUAUUAUUCUGUAUGUAAAUCCUGGACACUUAAUUAAGUGUAUGUUUCAAAUGGUAUGUACUAAUUUGUGAAUGUCAAUCAGCCAUUUCAUAUGAUGUGUCAAUUACAAUUCAUAUGAUAUGUUACAAAUCUGCAAAAUGUACAAUAUGUUGAGAAUUUGCUAAACGUACAAUAUGUUACGAAAUUUGCUAUACGUAUAAUAUGUUACAAAUUCCAAUUAGUUGUGGCUAAGGUUAGCUACACUAGGGGUUAGGGUUAGGAGAUAGGUUAACGGGUUAGGGGAAGGGUUAGCUGGAAGAGUUAAGAUAUGGCUUAUUGUUCAAGGAAGGGUUAGUUAAGUAGUUGCAAAGUAGCUAAAAAGUAGUAGUUGAUAAUUAGCUAAAAUUGUCAGUGAUGAGAUUCACGCAACCUUUGGGUUGCUAGACAUUUGCGUUAAACGCCCACUCAUCCACUCCGCUCAAUCACUCAAUCAUCAUCGUUUUUUGCCUUUAGUAACCUUCUGUCUUAUGUAACCAUACCAAUCAUAACAUACUAAUUUGAGUGUCCCGGAUUUACAUUGACUAUGUUAUGUCUAGUCUAUGAGACCAGGCUGUUAUAAGUAUUUAUAUUUUGGGGUUUAUUUACUUUUGUCAGUAUGGACUUCUUCCUGUUUUCAGUUCAGAUAGUUUUUACUGAGAAGAUGCUGAAUGUUUUGGGGGAGGCACAGGUACGCAGGCCUCUAUACGGUUAUCUGUAUGUUAGUGCCGUAAAGCUGCAGUAUAUUCACAUAUCUUGUUUCUGUCAUUACACAUAUCACACAGAAUAUCACCAUGAGUUAUGAAGGGAAUGUAACACAUCAAUAUUACUCUUAACACACACACACAGGCAAGCAAACAUCCGUGGAGGCUGCUGAGGGGAGGACGGCUCAUAAUAAUGGCUGGAACCGAGCAAAUGGAAUGGCAUCAAACACAUGGGAACAUUAAGGUGCCACCAACCUCCUGUGGCACACAGAGGCACAUGCAAGCACACACACACACAUUCAGGCAUCAAAAAAAUGCAAUAUCGCAUGCUUUUUUUUUACGACUCCAGCUGCCCCUAGUGGUGGGCUGAUCUCAUUCCUUCCUCUGAUUGUCCUCCAGUUGUGUAGCACAUUUGCUAUUGUAGCAUCCGCACAACAUCCCUUACACCCCCCACUUAUAUGAGUCUCCAAACACCAGGCAAGAGAGAGAGAGCACUUCAUACCAAGCACAACCUAUUCAGGCUGUUUGGAAGUGUUUGUCAGACACGUUCAGCACAUAGCAUCUCCUCUGAACCCCUUUGUUUUAACCGUCUCUAUACUCUAUGUGUACUGCAGUUUUACUGUCAACCUCACGAAGCAGAUCCUCAAGUCUACCUAUACCGGAAGGUUUUUGAUCCAACCAAUCACUUAUUCGUGCUCAACUGAUCACUUCAUUCAUUGGCUAAUCAUGUGGGGAACUUGUGAUGUGGUCUCCUGGAUUUCGAAAGGACUCACAGCUAUAGCAACUGUGACAUGAUACCAUAUACCUGCGUGGUUAGUCUAUGAACCGAUCAGUUGGGCAUAUUGUGGAACAAAGAUCUGCAUGAACAGGGUCCCUGCAGACCAAGUCUGGGGACUAACUGGUCUACUGCUUCCAUGUCUAACAGGCAACUUUAUAGUGUUCUGUAUUAUUUGAAAAAUCACAGCAUGAUUGAAAAAAAUAAGAAAAUAAUUCUAUGCAAGUGUUGCAUGAAACCUGAUUGUUUCUUUUUGCAGUUCUUCUACACUUUUAAUGCAUCGAUUCUGAUUCUCCUUGUUAUUUCUUAGUAAUAUUCUUGUCGACGAUUCUGUUUGUAAAAAGGCCUCUGAGUUACAAAUUAACCAUUUAAAAAGCAGAAUGCAUCUCAAAUAUGGAGUAACCUGACUAUAACGGAGAAUAAUGAAACAUAGAUUAAAAUUACAACAUUAAUGAAUAAGGAGUUGUGUGGGUACAGGUGCCGACACUUGUAUUCACUAGAAACGGAAAAGGGAAAACUGUUGAGUAUUUUCUUCCCCCCCAGAAUUCUCUCUCUUAACGAUACAAACAAAAAGGCAGACAUUUUUUUAUUUUUUAUUGCACAAAAUGUUUUACUUUAGAAUGUGUUCUAUUGAGCAGUUUGGAUUGGCUCUGAAGCUAUUUAUUCCCACCCGUUCCUCGACGACCUAUCAGAGAGGGAUUGAGCGAUUUGCUAAAUGCAGCCUUGCAUGUUUUAGCUCACUUAGAGAUUUUCACUGUACUUUGGAGGAAUAUGACUUUCAAAGCGGACCAAUGUAGUAAUUGACAAUGAAAAAGUUUUUUCGAUUUAUGAAGCACAAUUUAUACAAGGGUUAUAGUUUAGUUUCCUGUCUUAUAUUCUGUAUGCAAUACAAAGCUUAACAUUGAAAGAGUUAAAACGCCUUAACCCAUCUGGACUUCCUCUUUUUGUGUAAGUAGAAAAAAAAACAUUGCACUAAUUUAGUUUUUUGAUGGUUGCUUUGUAAUGCAAUAACUGCACUAAAUUAUAACCAUGUAUUAUCUAUUCACCGGACUCAAUCACAGUGUGCUAGCGUGACCCGACGCUCCUUUCCUCAAUUUCUGAGACAAAAAAAAAUGUAAAAAAAAAAAGAGAUUUCCUGCCUGUCGCUGUAUAGAAUGCUUUCUAUUUAAGAAUAUAUUAGUAAAAAUGCUAAGUGAAAUAAACAUUACAUUUUAUGUACUUUUAA
Molecule: messenger RNA, 5795 nt
Organism: Salvelinus fontinalis (brook trout)
Lineage: Eukaryota; Metazoa; Chordata; Actinopteri; Salmoniformes; Salmonidae
Gene: cacnb3a
Product: calcium channel, voltage-dependent, beta 3a
Exons: 14
Coding region: 320-2011 (563 amino acids)
Biological process (GO): regulation of voltage-gated calcium channel activity; chemical synaptic transmission; calcium ion transmembrane transport
Cellular component (GO): voltage-gated calcium channel complex
Molecular function (GO): high voltage-gated calcium channel activity; protein binding
Source: RefSeq, a predicted model, not a curated record